AUUCAGCCCAAAAACGCCACCGUUGGGGCAAACGAAUCUCGAAACGUUUCGGACUUGCUGUCUUGUAAAACAAGUCCAGAGAGCUCAAUGCCUCAACCCACCUGACUACCUACAAAAGCAAAGCAGCUCUGUCUCUCAAGAGCAAGAAAUUGUUAAGCAAUUUAGAUCCAAUUAAAGAUGUUUCUUACAAGGACUGAGUAUGAUAGAGGAGUCAACACUUUCUCUCCAGAAGGAAGAUUGUUUCAGGUUGAAUAUGCUAUUGAAGCCAUCAAGCUUGGUUCAACUGCAAUUGGUUUAAAGACGAAAGAAGGUGUUGUGCUUGCAGUUGAGAAGCGUAUCACUUCACCUCUGCUGGAGCCUAGUAGCGUGGAGAAAGUCAUGGAAAUUGAUGAAUGUAUCGGAUGUGCUAUGAGUGGACUAAUUGCAGAUGCUCGUACACUUGUUGAGCAUGCCCGGGUUGAAACUCAGAACCACAGAUUCUCGUACGGUGAGCCUAUGACAGUGGAGUCUACAACACAAGCACUCUGUGAUUUGGCCCUGCGAUUUGGUGAAGGUGAUGAAGAAUCCAUGUCUCGUCCAUUUGGGGUGUCUCUUCUCAUUGCUGGUCAUGACGAGAAAGGACCGAGCUUGUAUUACACAGAUCCAUCUGGCACAUUUUGGCAGUGCAAUGCAAAGGCUAUUGGUUCAGGGUCAGAAGGUGCAGACAGUACUCUACAGGAGCAAUAUAACAAGGACCUCACUCUUAAAGAAGCUGAGACAAUCGCUCUUUCUAUUCUAAAGCAAGUCAUGGAAGAAAAGGUGACUCCCAACAAUGUCGACAUUGCCAAGGUGGCACCUGUAUACCAUUUAUACACCCCUGCUGAGGUGGAGGAAGUCAUUAGUCGCCUUUGAAAACAAUGUUAAUUUCCUUGUGAUAUCCCUGUUGCCUAAAUUUUGCUUGAACAGUUCAAUUUUUCUCUAAACUGGGCUAUAUUAUGGGAUUUGGAUCACGUGGUGACUCCACUUGAGUGAUAAAUGUUUUAUUUUGACCGGUAACUGGUGUGAGUCGAUGUUUUUCUUCAAUUUUAAGGUCAAUCUUGUGUGAAUCAA
Messenger RNA from Populus nigra (black poplar), 1089 nucleotides. Its product is annotated as proteasome subunit alpha type-5-like. The coding region runs from base 178 to 891 and encodes 237 amino acids. Gene Ontology annotation, cellular component: proteasome core complex, alpha-subunit complex; proteasome core complex; nucleus. The transcript is spliced from 9 exons. The record is from RefSeq and is a predicted model, not a curated record. Gene Ontology annotation, biological process: proteasome-mediated ubiquitin-dependent protein catabolic process. Lineage: Eukaryota; Viridiplantae; Streptophyta; Magnoliopsida; Malpighiales; Salicaceae.